GGAAAAGAUAAGACAUGGUUACAAGGUUACCAAAGAAAGAAGAGCAAGAAGAAGAAGUGGCUGAUCAUCAGCCUUCUUCAACCUUCGAGUCCAUUAAUGCUUUCUCUCAAGACCAACACAACCAUUCUAUGGAUGGUUUCGACAACAUCUUCCACAUCAGCAUUGACAAUUUAAGUUGCUCACAUGAGCUCGAUUGGGAUUUUUGGAAAGAAGAAGACGACGAAAAAGAUGUGAAGGAAGAAGAGAAGAGUUUGAGUACUGAUCAAGAAGGCUCAAGCUCAGGGUUUUGGGAUAAUAUGUCGACAGAUUACGAAGACAAAGAGUUGGGUCUGAAGCUGAAUCUGAACCAUCAAGAAGUUAUUGACGCUUGGUCUGAUCGCUUCCAGCAACCUCUGUGGACAGAUACCUCAAUGCUAAUGGCUCCGGCCAGUGCCAUUUAUAGGGGAGAAGUGCCGGUGAUGGAUGAAGAGAGAAACACGAGAAGAGAAGCGAGUGUGUUAAGGUACAAGGAGAAGAGACAGAGUAGGCUCUUCUCUAAGAAGAUAAGGUAUCAAGUCCGAAAACUCAACGCUGAUAAACGACCUCGUUUUAAGGUGUCUCUCGUUCCUUCUUCUCUCUAUAUCUUAGUAGCCUAACUCUAUUUUAACUAGUUAUUGAAUUUCGUAAUAGUUAUUUAGCAAUCUAUGCCAGAGUCUAGAGAACACUAAACUCUAUACUUUUUCUCAUGAUAUUUUUAUUGCGAUGGAAUUCUUUUGAAUUAUUUGUAGGGUCG
Molecule: messenger RNA, 772 nt
Organism: Eruca vesicaria subsp. sativa (arugula)
Lineage: Eukaryota; Viridiplantae; Streptophyta; Magnoliopsida; Brassicales; Brassicaceae
Source: the annotation of a GenBank genome assembly